This is a messenger RNA of Adineta ricciae, 1002 nucleotides long. The record is from the annotation of a GenBank genome assembly. NCBI's taxonomy places the organism in Eukaryota, Metazoa, Rotifera, Eurotatoria, Adinetida, Adinetidae.
AUGAUUCCACUGUUACGGUAUAACGUAUGUUCCUUGUUUUCACGCUCAACAACCUUUCGUCUUUCAAACAUAUCAGUAUGCCACCUAUCUUCAACGAAAAGAAAUGCGAAAUCUUCUCCUCCUCGAUCUGUAUUCGAUCGUCUACCAAAAGCUCUUCAUCCAUACGUUCGUUUAAGUCGACUGGAUAAACCAACUGGUUCGUGGGUGAUAUUUUUACCUGGAGCAUGGAGUAUCGCUUUGGCCGAAACCUCCUUGAAUACGCUCUCUCUGUUAGGAUUGUUUGGUAUCGGAACGAUACUGAUGCGAGGAGCCGGUUGUACAAUAAAUGAUCUGUGGGAUAGAGAGUAUGAUCGUCGGGUAGAACGAACGAAAGCAAGGCCAUUGGCGAGUGGACAACUUUCAACUCGACAGGGAGUCAUUUGGCUUAUCGCCCAACUAUCGCUGGGCUUCCUAGUUUUGAUUCAAUUGAACCUGCCAACAAUUGGUAUUGGAGUGUUAUCAUUAAUACCUGUAUUUAUUUACCCGUUGAUGAAACGGUACACAUACUGGCCACAAUUCUUUCUCGGAGUAACACUAAACUGGGGUACCUUGAUGGGUUUUACUGCGGCAACUGGUCAGAUAUAUCCAGCAGUUAUUUUUCCUCUAUAUUUUGCAAGUAUCUGUUGGACACUUCAUUACGAUACGAUCUAUGCCCAUCAAGAUAAACAAGACGAUUUACUUAUUGGUGUUAAAUCAACUGCGCUCCUCUUCGAAAAAGAUUCCAAACUAUGGCUGCGUGCUUUCUCCGUGGGUAUGUUGACUCAUCUGAUCACAGUUGGCUUCUGUGUUGAUCAAACCUGGCCGUAUUACCUCGGUUUAGUUGGUGUCGGCUGUCAUCUCUGGCGGCAAAUUGAAAAUGUUAAUCUACAGGAUAAUCAAUCCUGCUGGAAGACAUUUGUAUCAAAUCGUACGACGGGCCUCAUGGUUCUUGCUUGUAUUUUCGUUGGAAAUCUUUUUAAAUGA